AUGAAACAUGAAAAUACUGACCACAUAGAGACUCCAGUCUCUAUGAACCAAGACCAAAGCAUUGAUUACAAAAGCGUAAUACUUCCUGAUAAUGCUUGGCUAAACUGGCCCAGCUAUUCCUCUGUUGAUCCAAACUCAAAUUUAUUCGACCUCAACCAUAACUUUGCUUCCAAUCUAGAAGCUGACUCCCAGUCUUCCUCUUUUGCUAGAAAACUCAAAAAAAAGCGAGGAAGAAGGCCACUGCGUCCUUAUGAUCCAAUUAAGAAAAAAACUGAAGAAAAAGAUAAAUAUUGGCUUCGUGCUUUUCGAAGUUAUAUGAAAUUUAACUAUCCAAACAUUGAGUCAUCUUUAACUGACGAGGAGAAAACUUUUUGGCUAGACCACCUAGGAGGAAAUGGAAAGCCUGAUAAAGGGAAUAAGUUUCUAUCGUAUGGGAAAAAAUAUAAAGAUUAUCUUUUUUCUCACCAGUUUUUUGUUGAGCAAUUUCAAACCUGGUUUAAUAAUUAUGGCCAGUGUGAGCUGGUCAAAAAAUGCAAGCCAGAUUCCGAUUUGUGGUUUGUGUAUUAUGAUUAUGCAGCUCAGGAACUUUAUAAUUAUACACCUCAUAGAGAAAAAGUGGUAUCUCAGCAGGCGAAUGAAAUCGUAAAUGGAGAAAAAAGCCAAGGAGAAAUUAUGGAGGAAAUGAUGAGGUUCUAUAUGGCUAUGGGAUGGAUGCCUAUGUAA
Molecule: messenger RNA, 723 nt
Organism: Blepharisma stoltei
Lineage: Eukaryota; Ciliophora; Heterotrichea; Heterotrichida; Blepharismidae
Source: the annotation of a GenBank genome assembly